Messenger RNA from Ceutorhynchus assimilis (cabbage seed weevil), 14504 nucleotides. The record is from the annotation of a GenBank genome assembly. Lineage: Eukaryota; Metazoa; Arthropoda; Insecta; Coleoptera; Curculionidae.
GUCGAUGUGCCCCCGAAGCGGAGCGUCGCGACGCCUUUUACCUUUCGGAAAACAUCAGCAUGUUUCAUCUGCAUGUUUGCAUCCUGCGCCGCUCGCCGCCCCGCAUCAAUUCGAUUUUUCGAAAAUAAGGAAUUUUUCUUGUGUUUUUUUGGUAAAGAAAAACAAAGACUUUGUGCGUGUAUGUGUGUGCGUGUUUUGUGGUUUUAAAUUGUUGCCGCAUUAAUAUUUGAACUUUCAUUGAAAUAUGAAUAAUAAUAAUUGGUAUUCAGAUUUAGGUCUCCCAUCAAAACCGAAAACCAUGCUCAACGACUAAAGACCAGCAGAGAGAGAGGAUCCAAAACACAAUUUCGAAUCUGAAAAUGCUAAAUAGGAGAGACACAACGACAAUGAUUAUCUACAGUCAAACCAGCGACGACACGGAAAUCGUGCUCACAUUGGAAUCUUUGACUCAAGCCGGCAUCAUCUUCGUUAUGGCUCUGUCGAUCGUUAUCACUAAUGUGCUGAUCAUCGCUACUUUGGUUAAUUUUAGAGGGCCGUCGGAAGUGAUAAACUGCUAUUUACUGUCGCUGGCCGUAGCUGACCUGCUGUGCGGCGUUAUUGUCGUGCCGUUGUCAGUUUAUCCGGCUAUAAUCAAGGACUGGGUCUACGGGGACGUGCUGUGCCGACUUUUAGGUUAUCUAGAGGUCACCCUUUGGGCAGUGACUGUGUACACUUUCAUGUGGAUCAGCGUCGACCGUUACCUAGCCAUCCGCAAACCGCUCCGCUACGAAACUCUACAAACCAAAACAAGAUGCCAAUGCUGGAUGGCCUUCACCUGGAUCUCAAGCGCAAUGCUAUGCUGUCCACCUUUACUGGGCUUCAACAAACCUUUAUUCGACCGAGACGCUUACGUUUGCAUGCUGGAUUGGGGCAGUAUGGCCGCCUACACAGCCACUUUGUCCAUUUUGAUUUUAGGCCCCAGCUUAAUUACUAUAGUUUAUACUUAUUCAUAUAUUUUUAUGAUGCUGAGGAAAGUUAGGAGCGGGUAUGCAUUCCAUGACAAAGAGUAUGCUACAGCUUUGUCUGAAAAUUUGUCCAAUCCCAGUCACAUGAUGUCAUUCGCUUUAAUUAUAGCUUUUUGGUGCUCUUGGACUCCGUACAUUGGCGUCAAACUUUACGAGUAUUUUACUGGAACCAAAUUCCAAAUACAAUUCUUGCACUUUGGAGUUGUUUGGUUGGGUUUUUUGAAUUCAUUUUGGAAGGCUUUGAUUCUUAUUAUACUAAGUCCCCAAUUCCGUUUCGCUUUGCGGAUAUUUUGCAUGACGAUUUGUUGCAAGUACAAAGGUCGCUUGCAAGCGGAACUGAUGGGCAUGGAAUCGGACGACUGACUAAAAAAGGUCAGGAAUUUUCAAUUGAUGAAUCGGAAGUUUUGCUUUACUGGAUUGGCGAUGCACGAUUUCGAUUUUGUUGUUGGUAAGAUGCGCAGGUACUGGUGCCAACAAUCGACUGCAAAACCUACUAUUGAAGAUGGGGAAAUUAAAAAAUCUAUAUCGAUAUUGUGAUGAUUAUAAAGUAAUGACUGAAUCGUUUUUGUUAUAAGGGAUUUUCAAGGAAUUUUUAGCCAAAUAAUUAGGAUGUUCUUUUUAGAUGAAAUGGUGCUUUUUUCUUAUGUAUCAGACACUUAAAUUUAUGGUAAAAUAAACUUUUCCUUUAUCGAACUGCGAUUAAGUUGAAACUUUUUAUCAAUCAAAAUCAAGUUUCGCUUAGCAGAAAUCAGGCAUACAAAGUCAAUUUAUAUUUUUCAUGGAAAUAAUUAUUCAAUUAAGAUGUUCAAGACACUUUUUUCAUAGUACCCAAUAAACACAUAUAAUCCUAUUUACGUCCCUGCUUAAAGGGGGUGCGCCAAAAAUUAAAGUUUUAGUGUAAAAAAGUCUAAGAAUAACUGUUCAAACCUCGUUAUUUUACGAUAAACCAUCGCUAAGAUAUACCGUCCUAAAGUAUGUGUGACGUCACGGGAGCUUCGUCCAGCCACGCUCCGCAUUGUUCAUUUGUUUGUCCCCGGCACGGGUCAGUCGUUUUUGUUCAAAUUAUUGCAGGUAACACAGGAAAAACAUGUGAAUUCGAUGCACUUCACUAUUUCGUGCAUCGCUUGAACUCUCGUGACGUCAUACGGUGAGAUGCAGUACCUUCAUAGAGCCAUAUCUUCGGUAUUAUUUGUCAUAGAAGGGUGCGGUUUCCACUGUUAUUUUUAAAAAAAAAAUCUCUUUUUUCCUAGAUUAAGUUGUUUUUUUAGCACACAUCACUCCCUUUAAUCAGCACAUCAAACAAAAAUAUAUGUAACUUACUUCCAAUGUCAAUUUAGUGACGUCACGUGCACUUAACCUUGCACAGUAGAUUAAAACCUCGUGAAGUUGGCCACAAGUGAUGUUGCCACAUCAAAAUUGCCAGAAAAGCAUUUUUAAAAGGAAUCGGCUAAUUAUGUCAUUUAAAAACUGGAAAUAUUUGCUAGAAAAUGAGGAUAACUCAAAGCCUCGUAAUCUAAAUCAGUUUUCCCGCUCGAAAACUUUCUGAAAAAACGGAAAAUCCAAAGAAAAACCAGCCAAAAUAACAUUCCAAAGCCUACUUGAUGAAACUUGAGUUUUCGUUACUUACCCCAUUGGAAAACUGGAAAUUUUUGGCAAAAAAUAAAGGAUAUUCAAAGCCUCAUAUUUUAAACUAGUUUUUCCGACUGGAAAAGCGGAAAAAUCUAGGAAAAACUGGAUAAAAUGUAGAUAUGUCAAUCAAAAAAUGACAGACUGUUAAAAGCAAUGUUGCCAAAGAGCAAAAAUUUUUUGUAUCAAAAUUAAAGACAAAUUGUACCAGAUACAGUAAAAAUGUACCAGCUUAUAAUAGGGUGGGGUGACCAUACUUUUUCCUCAAAUGUCACUUCAAAAAUAACAUUCCAAGACCUGUUGGAUUGGAACUCGAAUAAAGUUGGCUAUAAAGUAGUGUUGCCACCUGAAAAAAAAAUAUAUAUAUAUAUAUAUAUAUAUAUAUAUAUAAUUCCCUAAAAAGUUGUUUUUCACUGGGGACAGAAGCCAAAAUUCAAAAAGAAAGAAAGAAAGAAAAACCAAUAUUCAAACCUUGUGAAGUUGGCCACAAGUGAUGUUGCCACAUCAAAACUUCCAGAAAAAGUAUUUUAAAUGGGAUUUUGUUUAUUAUUACAUUUAAAACUGGAAAUUUUUACUAGAAAAUAAAGAAAAACUCAAAGCCUUGUACUUUAAAUUAGUUUUCCCGCUCGAAAACGGCCUGGAGAAGCGAAAAAUUCAAAGAAAAACCAAUCAAAAUAACAUUCCAAAGCCUACUUGAUAAAGUUUGAAUUUUCAUUGCUUACCUCAUUGGAAAAUUGGAAAUUUUUGGCGAAAAAUUAACGAAAUUCAAAGCCUUGUAUUUUAAACCAGUUUUCCCGACUAAAAACCACUUGGAAAAGUGGAAAAUUCAAGGAAAAAACGGAUAAAAUGUGAACAAGUUUAUUAAAAAAUGGCCGACUGUCAAAAGAAAAAGCGACAAAUGACAUUUCAUUACUUUAUUAAAAGCGACAUUGUCACAUCUCACAUAGGCAAAAUAAUGCAAUGGAAACUUACUUUUAACAAAAUUUAAUGACAAUGACAUUCCAAGACCUGUUUGAUAGUGAGUAGGACGAAGAGGGAGAUAAAGUAGGACAUAAUUUACGUCUAAAAAUGGAAGUUUUUGGUAAAAAAAUGAAGCAAAUUCAAAGCCCUGCCCUUAAAACCACCUUUUUCCGAUUAAAAAGUCCCUGGAAAAGCUGAAAAUCCAAAGAAAAACCAACAUUCCAAAGCCUACUUGAUAUAACUAAAGUUUUUCUCACUUUACUCCAUUGGAAAACUGGAAAUUUUACCUCGUGAAGUUGUCACAAGUGGUGUUGUCACAUCAAAACUUCCAGAAAAAGUAUUUUUAAUGGGAUUUUGCUAAUUAUUAUAGCAUUUAAAACUGGAAAUUUUUGCUAGAAAAUGAGGAAAAUUCAAAGCCUCGUACUUUAAAUCAGUUUUCCCGCUCGAAAACGGUGUGGAAAAGCGGAAAAUCCAAAGAAAACAAACAUUCCAAAGCUUGCUUGAUAAAGCUUGAGUUUUCAUUGUUUACCUCAUUGGAAGUCUGGAAAUUUUUAGCGGAAAAUGAAGGAUAUUCAAAACCUCGUAUUUUAAACUAGUUUUCCCGACUGAAAACGGCCUGGAAUAACGGAAAAAUAAAGCUAAAACUGGAUAAAAUGUAAACACGUCAAUUAAAAAAUGGCCGACUGUACCAAAAGAAAAGUAUCAAAUGACAUUUCAUUACAAGGCCUACUUGAUUAAAAGCGAUAUUGCCACAUCUUAAAUAGGAAAAAAAAAAACAACCAAUAUUAAAUGGUUUUUUGUUUUAAAUUUAGUUAAAUAAUCAAUUAAUAAUGUUUAUUAAUUGAUAAGUUCCUAAAAUAAUGCAAUAGAAACUUAUUUAAAAAAAAUAAAUAAUGAAAAUGACAUUUCAAUGUCUGUUUGAUAGUGAGUAAGACAAAGAGGGAGAUAAAGUGGGACAUAAUUUAGAUUUAAAAAUGGGAGUUUCUGGUAAAAAAAUGAAUCAAACUUAAAGCCCUGUCCUUAAAACCACCUUUUUCCGAUUAAAAAAGCCCUGGAAAAGUGGAAAAUCCAAAGAAAACCCAACAUUCUAAAGCCUACUUAAUAAAACUAAAGUUUUUCUCACUUACGCCAUUGGAAAACUGGAAAUGUUUGACACAAAAUGUAGGAAAUCCAAAGCCUCGUAUUUCAAAUCGGUGUUCUUGACUGAAAAAGCCCUGGAAAGUCGGAAAAUUCUAGGAAAAACUGGAUGAAAAUGUAAACUCGUCAAUUAAAAAUGGCCGACUGUCAAAAAUUGCAUCAUUACAAGGCCUACUUACCUUGAGUUCGGUAUUUUGCUCAAAGAUUAGAGUCCUAAUCACGUGACCGGCGAGCGCACAGAGAAGUUAAACGCUGUAUCAGAGCACUAGAAAUUUUAAUAAUCGAAUGAGCAUGCAUCGAGCACACUUUUUAAAUAAACGAACGGUAAUUUCAAACUCGGAGAACUCAGAUUCAAACCUCUUGAAGUUGGCCACAAGUGGUGUUGCCACAUCAACACUUCCAGAAAAGGCAUUUUUAAUGGGAUUUUGCUAAGUAUGGCAUUUAAAACUGGAAAUUUUUGCUAGAAAAUGAGGAAAACUCAAAGUCUUGUACUUUAAAUCAGUUUUCCCAUUCGAAAACGUUUUGGAAAAGCGGAAAAAAAUCGAAAGAAAAACCAGCCAAAAUGAUAUACCUAAGCCUACUUGAUAAAACUUGAGUUUUCAUUGCUUACCUCAUUGGAAAACUGGGAAUUUUUGGCGGAAAAUGAAAUCUGGAUAGACGUUUCAUGGCAAGGUGAUAAUUCGUAGGCAAAAGGGGGUGUCCUCCAACCCAAGGUAGUGUGACUUCAUAACGUCCACCUUCAUUAAUAUUCAAGAAAUAAUUCUGUAGCUGCCUGGGCUAAUUCAAUUGGUCACGCGUGAUUACGCUUUUCGGUAGGUUCCUUUAUAUCCAGAGUAUCAAAUUGCCAAAGUUGAGUAAGUGAAGUGAUGUGUUGAGGGGAGCAUCGUAACAAUCACUGGCCGGUUUAUUCAUCUUCUGAUAAACUGUCAGGUAUGCAAUCUGACGGAUAAAAAUGCAAUCUGUUAUAUCAUUGGUCGGUCAGUUACCUGCCGAAUAAUAGAAUCAUGGAAUGGUAAAUUUAUUUUUCAGAUAGUUACCAGCAAGUUUAUCUAAAGAUGAAUGAACCGGGCCUUGCUGAAUACCUUCCUAACUUCUUCAAUUUUUCUAUCCAAGGGUCCUCAAAUACAGGUGGAACGUCAAAGCAAAUAAUAGGCGUCCAGCUGAUUUAAAGUAAUUUGAAAACAAAAUCCAAAUUCAAGAGCUGGGAAUAGACAAAAAUUGGGAAGAACAAAAUGAGAAAGAAACUUUAAUAAUAAUGUAAUGGAUAUAGGAAAUUGAGGAGAGUUGUUGAAGAGUACGAAUUUGAUUAUUUUUCAUAUUCCAGGCUCUUUGAAUGCCUCUUUGAACUCAUUUAAAAAAAUUUUAAAAGAAAACCCAAAUUCAAGAGCCGGGAACAGACAAAAAUUGAGGAGCACAAAAUGAGAAAGAAAUUUUAAUAAUAAUUGAGAAAGAUAAGGCCGCAAAUAUUUUGUUGCCCAUAUGAUUGCUAGAAGUCCUUUUUCAAUUGUCGAAUAAUCAUACAUUCAACUGGGUUUAAAAGGUUCUAGAUGUGUAUAGAUAAAAUAGCUCCAAUUACAUAGUUCGAGGUAUCGGUUGUCUGUUAAUAAGAAAGGUUUCUUAAAGUCAAGAUAUUAUAUUAUCCAUGCAUACUAUACAUAUUCUAUUCUGUAAUCCUAGUAAUAUAUUAUCCAUCACUCUUUGGAAGGUUGUUGGUGCGUUCCUCAACCCAAAGGAUAUUUUGUUAAAUUCGUAAUGACCAUUUUCAACAUUAAAUGCUAUGUUGAAUAUCGAAUUUUCAUGCAUCUCGACUUGAUGAAAGCCAGAGGCUAGAUCUAGUGUCGUAAAAUAAUUACUACGACCAAGUGAUAUCCGUAAUAUUAGGUAAUGGAUAUCUAUCAUCAAUAGUUUUUUCGUUUAUCUUUCGAUAAUCAACGACCAUUCUCCAUUUUUGUAUGCCUGCGGCAUCUUCUUUCUUAGGUACUCAUUUACUUCUUGUUUAUGCACAUGUGGGUAUCUAUACGUUUUUGUGUGCAUUGGUAUUUCAUCCGUAGUUUUAAUCUCAUGUUUGACUUAAUUGGUAAAUGUCAAUUUUUCAUUUGGCUUGUGGAAAAUUUUAGGAAAAUAUUUAAUUACGUGUUUUAAAGCAUCAAAUUCCUCUGAGUUUAAAUGAUUAAUACGAAGCGACUUAUUUGCAUAUUCAUCACUUUCUAAUAAAGUCAUUUGCUCUAUAUUAAAUAUCUCAAACUGUUCGUCAGCGUAAGGUAAACUUAUUUCCGCUAAGUUGUUUAUGUUAUAUGGGACAAUAUUAGGCUUAUUCAUUAAGUUAUGUACUUCUAGAGCUACUGUCUCGUUUAUAACUGUAGCAAUUGCCGAAGGAAUAUAAUACGUUUUAUUUUUUAUCGGUGGUGUAACUAUUUCAAUGCCAUCAGCUAUAUUUGUAUUGAAAUAACAUACUUGAAUUGAGUUGCUGAGAAUCUCAAAAUUUUGAUUUUCGAAAUCUGUUCUAUAUUGAAACGGAAUUGUUGUUUUAUUAUCAGAAAGAAGCAUAUUAGAAAAAUCUACAUUUAAAUUAUUUUGUUGUAAUGCUUUGAUUCCAAUAAUUCCAUCAAAAUAGUCAUGGAAAUUAUACAUUAUCAUUUCAAUGUUGUUUUGAAUAUUAUAUUCUUGUAAAAUUGGGAUAUUGAUUUUUCCAUACGUUUUUCUUGUACCCAUGCAAGUGGUUAGCUUGUUUCUUGAACUAAUUAUAGAAUUUGAAAAAUAUUCUUCUGCUAUUGAGGGUCUUAUUAAAGAGGCAUGACUUCCUGUGUCAAUUAAUAAUUUACACGGUGGAUAGUCUAUUUGAAUAAAAUAAAAGGCAGUUGGUUGAUUUGAUAAGCAUUUAAAGUUAAUGCUGACUCAUUGCAUCCAAGCCUUGUAACUGAAAAUUUUCGUCUUCAGUUGCGACUUGAUUUUCUUCAAAAUUUGUCUUGUUUUGAUUUUCAGAAGCAGAAAUUGUUCUUAAUUCGGUUGGCGAAUUAGUGACUAUAUUUUGAAUAGCAAUAAUUUCGUUUUCUUUUCGUAAGUGGGGGUGGAGACUACUACAUGUUAUAUUUCUUUUUGUUUGCAUGGAAAGUUCUUGAAUUUUUACAAAUAAUAAUUUUUUUCGUUCAACUUGUUUUCAUAUUGUCUCAUAUGUUCUUACAGUCUAGCAAAUUUAAUUUUGCCGGCGACGUCUGAAGAGCGAAGAGCAGAAAAAUGGUGGACACACAUGGUGAUUGGUGGGUUGUAUCGUGAACGUUGUCAAACUUGUUUUUAUAAACGUAGCGAUAAUGGAUUUGAAUCAUUUGCAGCCAAUCGCUUUAUGGAUGUACUGUCAAAGAUGAGGAGUUGACACACCUGUCAAUUUUUUGUCCGCAUUCUUUUCUUCGGCAAAGGACAUCUCACACUUCUUAUGGAUUUCGGUCACCGACAGAUUUUGUUGAAAUUUUAGUAUAUUAUUUUGGAAGUCGAAAUAAGCAUUUUCUUUCAUUGCACCAACCUUGUAGCGAUACAGGAUGAUAGUAAAAAAUUAGGUCAAAGUUUUUUUUCAAAUAUGUAAUUUAACUCUGCUUAUUAGAAUCAGGCAUUUUUUUGAAUAAAAACAAUACAUAUCCAUAAAAGUGAUAUUUUAUUUUAAUUUCUAGCAUGUACAGGGUAGUCCAAUUUGGACACUUUUCAUAGGAAAAGCUCCAUAACUUUUUGAUUUAUGAAAAUAAUUGAUUUCCGUAAAAACUUUCUUAAUGACUUUUUUUUUAAGCAAAAUCCAGUAACAUUCUCAGUUUUUUUGGUAUUUUGCUAGGAUUUUGAGAUGUUGACCAGAGUCCGAUAUUUUAAAAUAGAACACCCUAUAUUUUAAUAAAUCAGUGGAUAGCUGAUUUCAAUAUUAUAAAGUUUGAUGUUUAAUGAUUUUUGAGAAUGGAAUUAAAAUCUGUGUUUGUCAUAAGAACCAUUAUGUUAGAAAAGGAGUCUGAUGUAAGGAAAAUGAGAAAGGUGUCUUUCUAAUGCCCGUAUUACAUCUGUGUAUUUUCCGUGUAUUUAUUCAUGUAGUUCAGAGUGACAACCGAAAAACUUCAAACGCAACAUAAAUCAGCAUUAUGAAAAAUAAAAUAUUGUUGGCACCCUGAACUACAUGAAUAAAUACACGGAAAAAUACACAGAUGUAAUACGGGCAUAACAGACUGUUUCUUAUCCCAAAAACGGAUGUUUUUUUCUCGAAGACUAUUGGCGAUCAACCUAUGGAACUUUACAUAAUUGAAAUCAGCAAAAGCAGAGCUAUCCAAUGAGUUAUUAAAAUAUAGGGUGUUCUGUUUUAGAAAAACGAACUUUGGCCAAUAUCUCGAAAUUCUGGCAAAAUAUCAGAAAACUGAGAAUAUCACCACCUUGUACAGGGUGUCCCAUCUUGUUGCAUUUCGGGACACCCCUUGUAUCUCGGUUUUCUCAUAACUAAUCGAAAAGGUGACAACGGGUUCUUAUAGAUCUUUCUACGUAGAUUCCAGGCGAAGACAGCUUUUCUCUAGAAGUGAUAGUUUUUGAAUUAUGAACGAAGCAUACGUUUUUUUUCCACCAAAUGAGACAUGCUGUAUAAUAAUAAUUCAUUGGAUAGAUCUGCUCCUGCUAAUUCCAAUGAUAUCAAGUGCGAUAGGUAGGUAGAUAGAUCUCUAUUAUGUCUGUUUUUGUCAAUUUGUCAUAAGAAACAAUGUAUUAGAAGAUGACUUUAUAUCUGUAAGGAAAAUGAGGAAGGUCUCUUUGUAACACAUUGUUUCCUAUGACAAAAACAGAUUCUCGAAAGCUGUUGAAAAUAUACCUAUAUAGGUAGGUACCUAUCAAACUUUAUAUUAUUGAAAUCAGCAAAAGCAGAAUUAGCCAAUGAGGUAGGGUGUCUUAUGUGAAAAAACUUAUAUUUGGCUCAUAAUUUAAAAACUUUCACCUCCCAAACUAACUCCGCCACUGGAAUCUACGUGAGAAGAUCUAUAAAAACCCGUUAUUACCUUUUCAAUCAGUUAUGAGAGAACCGAGAUACAAGGGGUGUCCCAAAAUGCAACAUUUUCAAAAACAAUUUGUAUCUGAAAAACAAUAAGGGCGAUGACAGUUAUUACCUGUAGUUUCUCGGCGCACCAAUUGUCUCCAGCAUGAACUUGUUAAGUCGCACAAAUAUAAUAUGAUGAUACUGCUCAUCAAUAUGUCUUUAACGAGCCACCCGUCAUUUGAACCGUGCAUUCCAAAAUCAUACAUACAGGUUAUGCGCAGAUUCACAAUUAUCUGCCACUCAGCCUAAUCAUAGUUGACCUGUCCCACAACUAACUAUUCCAAAAUGUUACUAAGCAUAUAUUCCAGCCUGACACGAAGCAUAGGUGGUUAAAUACCGGAAACACAGCAUAGGUACACGACCUGACACAAAGCAUAGGUACACGACCUGACACAAGGCAUAGGCCUCACAAAUACCUGACACAAAGCAUAGGCAAUAAUCACGUUUUUAAAAGAAUAGUACUUAUUAUUAUAAAUAAUUCAAAAGGAAAAGAAAUAGACGCCAAUAAUCCUUACUAGUCGACACCACGAGAAUCAAUCCUCUACCAACUAUGUCUUUCAAACCUUCCCUUUGUUCAGUUUAAAUCCCUCUUUUUUGCUUGCAUUCCACGAGUGAUAUCACUGUUAGGUUUGGUAAACAAACACAGUACUUAGUACAGGCAUCCUUCGUUCAACAAAAAAGUAGCCAGCGUUCGCGAAAACCGCAUAUAUCCAACUCAAAUGGCAACCAAAAUAUCCCUUAUGUACAGGGUGAGUUACUAUAAUUUAACACCCACCUGCAGCCGUAAUUACAAGUAAUAGGUAAAAGGUGUAGAUAAAAAAAUUGUAGCAUUUUAUCUGAACCGCCAGAAUUUUCAAUUAGAUUGAACAAAUUAGUAACGCAAAGUGAAAAAAUAUGUCGAUGUUCACUUUUUUCAAAUGGAAUGCACUUUAUUUUCUUUCAAAUUCUUAAAGUUUUCGUUUUUCUGGUUCAGAUUAUACAUAAUACCUAUGUUAAUGUUUCUUUCAAUAGUUUUGGAAUAAUAUUUGGAGUUUAGUUAUUCAAAGACGUAUUCAGGUAUCAAAAUGUUUUGUGACAAGUGACAGGUAAAUCAAGGUAAAAUAUGUUCAAAAAACUCUAAACUUGAAUUAUUAAACUCCAGAUUUUUCCAAAACUAUUGAAAGAAACAUUACAAUUAAAAUAUGUAUAUAUUCUGAAUCAGAAAAAAGAGAACUUUAAGAAUUUGAAAGAAAAUAAAAGACAUUCCAUUUGAAAAAAAUGAAUAUCGACAUAGUUUUUCAGUUUGUGUUGCUCAUUUCUUCAAUCUAAUUAAAUAUUCUGGCAGUUCAGAUAAAAUGCUACAACUUUUGUAUUUACACCUUUUACCUAUCACCUCUAAUUACGGCUGCAUGUGGGUGUCAAAAUAUGGUGACUCACCCUGUACAGGGUCUGUUCCUUAUAAUAAGUGCAGCUUCUACAACUUAAACAAAAAAAAAAGAAAAAAUUAGGAAAAGAAGUUAAACACUAAAGUUGUAAGGUUUUAUCUCUAUUAUAUCUUUUGCUAAUGUCAUAAUGACAUAAUGACAAACACUUGCAUUUUUUAAAUGGAACACCCUGUAUAUUUUUAGGUAGAAUGAUAGAUUUUUUUCCUCCGAUUCCAAAUAUACCAUAUAUGUUGACAUUUGGUUCAGCUGUUUUUAAGCUUUUUAAGUUUAAAAAUGCAUUUACAUUAACCUGAGGGUGAGGGUUGCUUAAUACAAUUUCGAAACAAGUUGUUCCAUUUAAAAAAUGCAAGUGUUUGUCAUUAUGACAGUUGGCACCUGCCAUUUGCCCAUUUUGACAUGUGCGAAAGACAAUAGAGAUAAAACCCUACAACUUUUGUAUUUAACUUUUUUUUCUGUACUCUGUACAAUCAAAAUGGGACACCCUGUACAUGCUAAAAAUUAAAAUAAUAUCCAUUUUAUGAAAAAAAUUGCCUGAUUUUAUCUACCAAAGUUAAAUUACAAUAUUUCACAGUAAUAAAAAUUGAAAAUCUUUGACCUAAUUUUUUAGUAUCACCCUGUAUCGCUGCGAGGUCGGUGCAAUGAAAGAAAAUGCUUAUUUCGACUUCCAAAAUAAUAUACUAAACUUUCAACAAAAUCUGUCGGUGACUGAAAUCCAUAAGAAGUGUGAGAUGUUCUUUAUAUUUGCCUGACUUUUAAUAAAGUUGUUUUUCAAUUAGGCACUAGCUGACGUCACACACAUAACCUCACCUCCGAAAGAGGGACAAACAAAGCGUUUAAGGACUAUUACACACAUCGGUUAGGCGAUAGCUAUUACGUUACAAAUCACUUUUCGGGGGACAGACAUAUCAUUAACCAAGGUUCCUAAAGUUGAUAGGUUGCCUGGUAAUGGGUAACUUGAUGAGGCAUCUGGGGUACCCUAUGGAGAUUUGCAUUAUGUUCAGGCAUCCCGGAUGACGUCAUGAAGUUAUCAGACAACCUACCUCUCUCAAACAAACUUGACGGCCGUUUUCGCCAACUACAUAUUUAAGAGAAGCCUUAAGUAGUAUUCCUUAAAAUGACAGUUUUCCUAAGUUUUCCAUGGAGAAAUAUCAGUUUGAGGAAUACUUAUCGUUAAGGCUUCCCUAAAAUAGUUGAUGAAAACGGCCAUGAGACAAACAAACGCUUUGUUUGUCCCCCUAUCAAAAAUGAGGUUAUGUGUGUGACGUCAGCUAUUGUCUCUAGCACCACAAGAAAAAUACUCAAAAAAAAACAUGAUAGGGCCCCAAAAUGUUUUUAUCCUAGGUCCUAGGUCCGCCACUGCGGGCCAAACAUCCCCCUAGACGCAAAAUAAUUUUUCCGGGAGUGUAAGCGUGAGGGUACUAUGCAUGCGUUUGAGAGUGAGCGAGAUAUCUAUGUCAACUGAUUUCCGCCUCUUAAACUUACAGUCUAUUCCAGGCUAGAGUAGAAAUGAGAAAUGGGAUUAGGUUUUUUCCAUAAUAGGAAAAACCGUUAUUUACAAAUAACAGUCAAUUGGCCGUCUACCCAACUUAGCGAAUAUACAUACGUUCAUAGUACCUAUAAGUGCUACUCAAUCCCAUAUAUUCUGUCCUUUAGAAAAUAAGUUGUAUCUGGCGGCUCUGGGCUCUUGGACUAAUAGAUAAUUGAUUAUAAAUCAGCAUGGCAAUUGGUUAAUAUAACUUACACAUGAUACAAAUUAAUAAAUAAUAUAAUUUUUAUGUUCAGUACUGUUUAUUUUGGCGGAUACUGUAUUAUAUUCUUGUAAAAUUGAGAAAUUUAUUUUUCCUUGGUUUUUUCCGAAUCCAUAUAAGUUGUAUGGAUACGUAAAUUUUUACCUCAACUUCAUGUAGUUGUGUUUACUGGGUAUAAUGUGAUAAUGAUAAUUAAUUUGAAUUUCAAAUUGCUUUCGAGUUUUUAUAACCAAAACCAUUUCUUAUGUACCUUUAUACUUUAUUGAUUUCCGUUAAAAGAAACUCUGACCCAAUUCUUUUAAUCUAAUUACAGUAUGUACCUACUUGUAUCAAAAAAGCAUCCAAUUCAAAAGUUGUAGGCAAUUAAUGUCAAUUAAAUUAGGUAUAGAAUCUUUUAAAACUUUGCUAAUAAUAUUCUAGCUGAUAUUUGACCCAUUCGGAUUCAAAUCGAGCAUGCAAUUUAAAUCCGAAUAAAGAUUUGGCUACAACACCAAAAAGUAAGCGUUUUAGAAAUAAAAUUUUAAAUAUUUUAAUGUAAGUUUUCAACUACAUAUAACUACCUAAUCUUGGUUUUAAAUUACAUAAUUGCUAAUUGCAAACAGUAGUAACCAAGAAAACAAUCAACUCUGAUUAUUACAAUAGAGUGUUAAUUUUACCUAAUUAUUAACCAAUCAAUUUUGUCUAUUUUUACCACUAUAAAACGAAUCAAAAAAUGUAUAAGAAAAAUCAAUCAAAAAAAGUAGAUGUAAAUAGAUAAGUUGUACAAUGUUAUUACGCCAAUAGAUUUUAAUCUUUUAGCUUUGUAAAUUAGAUUUGGUGUCUUUGUAAGGAGUAUAUAAGCACUAUUAUUAACUUCUUCUGAGGCACAAUUCCUAUAGAGUAUAAGCUUUAGAAAUCGUGAUUUUUACUACAUUAUUAAGUGGCAAUAAAAGUCUUUUUAGUCAAAAAAAAAAAGUGAAAUCUUAUUAACUUUUAAAGGUUGUAGAAAUUUUUCUGCAUAUACAGUGUGUCCCAUUUUUUAUCAAUACACCUUGAUAUCUUAGUUAAUAAUUUUGCGAUUUAAUCCAAAUUUUUGGAGGUAAUUGUAUGUUAGAAAAAUAAAUUAUUUGACAUAGUGAACAUUUUUAUUUACCAUUGAGGAUGCUGAUGCUGAAAUUUUUUUCUAAAAUAAGCCCUAAUAUUUUUUUUCCAAAAAAACAACCCCUUUUUACCCCCCAAAACCGCAUACCAAUGAUAAAUGAAAAUAUUUACUACUUCAUUUUUCUAACAUACAAUUACCUCCAAAAUUUGAAUUAAAUCGCAAUAUUAUUAACUGAGAUAUCGGGAUGUAUUCAUGAAAAGUGAGACACACUGUAUUGUGUCAUGUUGUUAUUUAAGCUGCUCAUCGAUUAUUUUAAAAUGGAAUACAUUUUUUGUAACAUAGGAUUACUAGUUUUCUACUGUUAAAAAUCGUAGCGCGUUAUUAUUAUAAUAUUAAAUUAUGAAAAAAAAAGUUGAAAAAAUUGUAAAAAAAAAAACGUUGUUCCAAAUUAAAAGAUUUUAAAAAUAAAUAAAUAAAAAU